GCCAAGACCGUAGGAGGUAGACCUAGCUCUCCUGGCAGGCUCCUUCAUUUGAAAAGCAUCGUCACGUCGGUGCCUGACUGGGUUCAGAAGUAUCGCAGACUCGAACCACUGGCGGCUGAGGAAGUGCAGACCGGCCCGACGACCAUGAAGUAUUCCCUGGCGCUGUUUCUGGUGGCGGCCCUGUGCCUCCUCCCCGGCCUCUGCCUCGAGGUCUGGAAAACGACAAACGACUACAUCAGCUUCGCGGUGAUGAAAAGUUGUCUGGGCGAAGAAUUAACCGUCCAGAUGGAGAGGAAGGGGAUUCUCCUUGGCCAGGAAUGUCUUCAGAAAUUGGAACCUCAGCCCGCGAGCCUAAACGCCCGUAGCAGGAGGAAUAUAUUGAAGAUGCCUCCCAACCCCUCAGUCGGUCUCCAAAUGUGCAAUAUGAAAGCGUGGGAUAUGCUCAGCGAAGACGGCACAAUACUUUUCGAAAACGUGGAUUCAUUCUUUCGAAAUGUCUCCCAUGACAAGACACUCCAAGAUGAUUUUCUACAGCUUUCCCUUUCUUGCAAGACGUCUUCCCCGCCUACAACAGGACUACAAGAAGAUCAGAAACACACGGUUGUAGUCAGUUAUCUGAGCUGUUUGAACAAGGGCGGUUUAAAGGCCUGUAUGGACUACGAACAUAGGAAAUAUUUUAAUGAUUUGUAAAGCGAUGGGGAGAAAUCAGAACAAUAAUGCUAAUGAUUAUGAAGUAAUGAUGAGGAUGAAUAUGAUUCUUUGCGGUUAUAAUGAGGAAAAUGGUGGUAGUGGAAAUGUGGAUAAUAGUGAUGGAACACACAUCUGCUCUAUUAUAAAACAUUUUACGCUUUUUAUGUACAGACAAGGAAUGAUAUAAGUGACAUGGAUAUUUUAAUAUGAUACAUCCUGAAAAUAUGAAUAUUUUCUAUUUUCAUUUUUUAUGCAGUUCAUUUGUAAGAGUAUAUAAAGUAUAACUUUGUAAUAAAAUAGUACUACUAAAGAAAUAAUAAUUGUAAAGUAGAGCAGCUGCUUCCCCUAGACAUACUUAUAUGAUUAAAUAGUUUAGAUAUGACUAGAAGAAUAAUGAUCAUGAUGAAAGUAUUAGUAAUCAUAAUAAUGAUGAUUAUGAUAAUAAAAAAUAAUGAUAAUAUCAGCAACAACAACAAUAGUGAAAAUGAUAAAGUAAAUGUAAUUAAUAAUGAUAAAGAUAUGGUAAUGACAAGAAUAACACAAAGAAUAAAAAAUAACCAUCAUCACCUCCAUAAGCCAUUAAUAUUUGUAGCAGCAUCACCAAUUACAAAAAAAAAAAAAAAAAAAAAAAACAAUAU
Molecule: messenger RNA, 1328 nt
Organism: Penaeus vannamei (Pacific white shrimp)
Lineage: Eukaryota; Metazoa; Arthropoda; Malacostraca; Decapoda; Penaeidae
Source: RefSeq, a predicted model, not a curated record